Messenger RNA from Clarias gariepinus (North African catfish), 4657 nucleotides. It is a transcript of the gene lpp, whose product is annotated as LIM domain containing preferred translocation partner in lipoma. The transcript has 12 exons. Bases 288 to 1979 code for a protein of 563 amino acids. Gene Ontology annotation, cellular component: focal adhesion; stress fiber. The record is from RefSeq and is a predicted model, not a curated record. NCBI's taxonomy places the organism in Eukaryota, Metazoa, Chordata, Actinopteri, Siluriformes, Clariidae. Gene Ontology annotation, biological process: cell-cell adhesion.
UACAGACCACACACUGCCUUACAUGGGCAACUUUUCUGGGGCUGGAAUUUGCUCCUCUGACGUCACUGCCUGUUCCUCUCCCAGAUUUGGGAAAAAAAAAACUUGUUUCACUUUAAGUGGGAUCUGAAACCCAGAUUUCAUAGAAAGCGAGAUUCCAACCUGCGUCUAAUCCGGCCUAGUCCAGAAGACACACCGCUGGAUUGUUGUGGAAGAACAGAGCCGUUGAAUUAAUUUACCUUUAGAGUUGCUGGUGACUCAUCGCUGUCCAUCUAAGAAAAGUCCUAACCAUGUGGAGUGGCCAGAACAACGGGAGUCAGCACAGUCAUGUGACUGCCAGAAUGGAGACCAGUUUGCCAAUGGGAACCCCCAGCAUCUCAGUAUCGCAGCACCAGUCGCCUAAAAAGUUCGCCCCUGUCGUGGCACCCAAACCCAAGUUUAACCCAUACAAGGCUCCAGGGGAUCCCAUACAUGACAUUUCAGGUGACUACCCUCCACCACCUCCCCCCGUAGUGGACACCAGCGGUUUGCCGUCUUCUUCAUCCUUCCCCCCUCCUCCACAGAUGGAUGAGAGCUCUUUCGGAUUUCAGAUCAAGGGUCCAGAGAAGACCCUAGAGGAGAGACGCUCCAGCCUGGACGCUGAGAUCGACUCUUUAACCAGUAUUCUGGCCGAUCUGGAGAGUAGCUCGCCGUAUAAGAGUCGAACGCCACAGAAUUCUGCCACCCUACCAGCGACGAGCCCCACCGCUCCUGUUACAGGCUAUAAGCGCAUGGUGAUCCCCACUCAGCCACCUCUGACUGCCACCAAAAAGUCGACUCCCAAACCUCAGGCGCCUCCAUCUGCUGCUCCUCCGUCUCCUUCCUCUCGGCCCCAGCAGCCAGUUCCUGCCUCCUACAGCACGGCCUCCACCCCCAGCCAGCCCACGUUCAGCGUGCAGGCACGAGCAGCUCAGCCUGGCCCUCAACAGCAGCAGCAGCAGCAUCAGCAGCCUGGCCGAGCCACAUACGCUCAGGGGCAAUACAUUCCAGCCCAGCCUAGAGGUCCUGACUUUGCCUACGGGCCUCCACAACCCACCUUCUCACCAUCUGGAGGAUACCAUGAGCAACAAUAUGGUGGUGCUCCAGUCCCUGGAGGCCAGACCACUUGGAGAGCUGAGCCAAGCCACCAUGCUGUACUACCACACAAUCAGAGCUAUCAGCCUCCUACCCCAAAGAAGACCUACAUUACUGACCCUCCUGCCAGCAUGGGACCUUAUGGAGCAGGAGCCAUGGGAGUUCAGAAGGCUCCAGGUCCGUCCAGUGCUCACCCAGAGGAAGAGUUGGACAGACUGACCAAGAAGAUGCUAUUCGACAUGAACCACCCACCGUCAGAGGAAUACUUCGGCCGCUGUGCGAGCUGUGGGGAGAACGUGGUUGGUGAGGGCACUGGCUGCACUGCCAUGGAUCAGGUGUUUCAUGUGGACUGCUUCAUUUGCAUGACCUGCAACUGCAAGCUGAGAGGCAAACCCUUCUACGCCGUGGAUAAGAAGGCCUACUGUGAGCCGUGUUACGUCAACACCUUGGAGACCUGUAACAUCUGCAGUAAGCCCAUCAUGGAGCGGAUUCUGCGGGCGACGGGCAAAGCUUACCACCCGCACUGCUUCACCUGCGUGGUGUGUCACCGGAGCCUGGAUGGCAUCCCUUUCACUGUGGAUGCCUCUAACCACAUCCACUGCAUCGAAGACUUCCACAAGAAGUUUGCUCCUCGUUGCUCUGUGUGUAAAGAGGCCAUAAUGCCUGCUCCUGGCCAGGAGGAAACAGUGCGCAUUGUGGCCCUGGACCGGGAUUUCCAUGUGCAGUGUUACCGCUGCGAGGACUGUGGCUGUCUGCUCUCUGAGGGUGAUAAUCAGGGCUGUUACCCCCUGGACGGUCACGUUCUCUGCAAGAACUGCAACACCAGCCGCAUCCAGGCCCUCACCGCCAAGGCCACCACCGACCUCUGAUCAUGUUCUUACACACACACACCAACGUGCACACACUCAUUUACUCCACACUCAUAUGAUACAAUACUGAUGCAUUAGGAAUAUCCUCACGCUUAUACACACAUAGACAAAUAUGCAGUUCAUAAUGAUCACAAUGUGCACGAAGAAAAAAGGAAGCAUUUUAUCUUUACAUCUUAUCUAACAUAUACUAAAAUAAAUAUACUAAUAAAAAAUACUAAUUGAUUUAAAUGUUAAAGGUACCAUGAGUGAUCCAAAGGAAUACAUAAUACUAGUUUUGAUGAUAAAUUGUACGUGAUGAUUAAUACAGUGAUCUCUCUGUUAGGAAACUCUCCUGCUUUAUGGUUCUUUGGUUCGUAUCCUGCUCAUGGCCAGUGGUCAGAAAGAGAAAUGUGACUGGGACGAGUGUCUAGUAGGUAAAUAAUAUUAAAUAAGUUAGGUUAAAGAAAUAUUAUAGUCUAAAAACCCAGCUCGGUCAGUCAGACGAUGAGCUUUAACGUUAUCGCAUCCUGAAUAACGUCUAUGUUCUUCAUCUUCCGGCAUUAAAACGGCACCACAAUCCUCUUAUUCAUUAGGAGAUUCUAAUAAUCAGUGGCCUUGCUGUCGUCAUUUAUAUUAUAUUCAUCUUGUACCUACAGUAUGUAUACAUUUGACACACAAAAGCAUGAUACAAACGGUGAUGGGGCCAAACAUAUAUAUGUAUGUAUGCACACACACAUACUGUAAACACAAACACACACAAAUCUAAGGUAGAAAAAAAAUGCUCUUAUAUCUUCCUAUGGCCUUAUAACUAUAUUAAAGGGCUUUUCAGGGGUAAGGUGAAUAAUAAUAAUAAUAAUAAUAAUAAUAUGCAAAUGUGUACAAGAUAUUAAAGCUCUAGUAGUAUUCCAGGAGGGGAAUUUGAAUUGUAGCAGAUGUUACACAGGUGUCAGCGCGCAAUGAGACGAAUACAACAACAGGAUUUGACAUUAUUUCUCGAAAUUCUGUAAGACGUUUACAUUCUUUGACGACGUGUGUAUGUAUUUACAUACUUAUGCAGUUCAUAGAGAAGUUUAUUAUAAGGAAUAGGACUGUGAACCCAAACCUAUAUAACCAAAGUCUGAGAGAUGCUGCAGUGCAUCGCUGCUUCCUCCUAUUCAGCAGACUGCUUUCCACUUAGCACAAUUAUUAAACGUAUUUAUAUGCAUAUUAUGAAAGAAGGCAUUUAAUGCUAUGUAGCUUUAGUUCAUUUUGUAUGGUGGCACUGAAGAACAAACACACAUGCACACACACAAAAACAAACGUUUUUUAGCACUAAAGCUGAACAAAAGAAAAAACACACACAAGAAAUACACAUACUGAACAAAAACAAACCGAAUGCGCUCCUUAAGUGCAAAAAAAAAAAAAAAAAAAGGGAAAGACGAGAAAAAACGAAAUUUCCAGUCCAAAGGUGUUAAAUUGCACGUCAGGUUUUAUUAUGUUUUUCUGUUUUGCACGUUAGGAACGCACCGGAUUGUUUUUCUUUUGUACAUUCACGUUUUUUGCUCUUCAGUGCUGAACGCUUUCGUUUUUUCUUUGUGCAUGUGUUUGUGUUUUGCGUUUCAUUGCCACCAUAAUUUUGGUAUCUUUAUUAAAAAAAAUUAAACAUAAAUCUAGGGCAGUGUAAAGUGCCUUUUUUUUGUUAAUACCAGUAGAUAUAAUUAGAAACACUGAAAUGAAAUCGGUUAUGGUGUGACAAUCAAACACAGGUUAAAAAGGUGUUAAAAUAAAUAAAUCUUUAAUUAUUAUACCCAGCAUAGAUUAAAAAUUAAUAAAUAAAAAAUAGAAUGACUUUUUGUAUGCUCUUUUAAACAGGACUAUGAGCAUUAUUUAGAUUAUUGUUAACUUGUGAAACGUAUAAUUAGACCUAAAUAGUAAAGAAGAAAAAAACUUCUAGUGAUAGGAUUUACUUGCUUCUUAGCUUUGUACAAGAAUAAUAACAAUAUGCAAUUUCCUUUUUAUUAUUGCAUUGACACUUUAAAUAAAAUAAUAUGCAGACCAUAACUUUUUUUGUUUUGUUUUUUGUUUUGUUUUUACUCUUCAGGAAAUAUUUGAAUUAAGCAAUAAGUUUUCCACUCUGCACCUCUCUGUGCUUUUUCUGUUCAGUUUCAUCAUCCGACUCUUAAGGUGUUAAGACGCAGAGAGGGUUUUUUGUGUUUUUUUUACUUAGUCACACGUGUUCUCUGGUUUUUCUUCUUGCGCUCUUUCGCUAAAAUUUAGUACUGCUUACAGGCUUUUACUGUUUCUUUUUUCUUAUUAUUUUGCUUUACUAGUGAGGAACAAAAAACAAGGGAUUUUAAGGAUGUAAAAUAUUAAGCAUGGAAUUAAACAUAAGGGGUAAAAUAUACAGUACCAUGUUGCUCAGGGUGGCCUUAGAUAGGUUUGUCAGGUAUUACUAGAAUGGACCAUAAAUUUACAAGGGCUUAAAAGUCUUGGAUUUUCUUACACUUUGUAUUUCGUCAGGAGUCUUACUGGUGUGAUUGGAGAGAUGUAACAGGAAAGGAUUUUUAUGAAUUAUUAUGAAUUUUGCAAAAAGUGAAUCAAUUAGAAAUCCGUAUCCAUGAUUUGUGUUAAUGUUUUUAAUUUGUAUUUGCAAGUACUCAUUCCUACACUGUCUCUGUAUUAUUUCCUCUAGCUUUAAUAAACAUUUUUUUUGCAUAAGA